Messenger RNA from Nyctereutes procyonoides (raccoon dog), 4239 nucleotides. RefSeq names its product sterol regulatory element binding transcription factor 1 (gene SREBF1). The transcript has 18 exons. NCBI's taxonomy places the organism in Eukaryota, Metazoa, Chordata, Mammalia, Carnivora, Canidae. Gene Ontology annotation, molecular function: RNA polymerase II cis-regulatory region sequence-specific DNA binding; DNA-binding transcription factor activity, RNA polymerase II-specific; protein dimerization activity. The coding region runs from base 170 to 3736 and encodes 1188 amino acids. The record is from RefSeq and is a predicted model, not a curated record. Gene Ontology annotation, biological process: regulation of transcription by RNA polymerase II. Gene Ontology annotation, cellular component: nucleus.
GUUUCCGAGGAACUUUUCGCGGGCGCCGGGAGGCCACCGGGGCCGGGCGGGGACGCGGACGCGCGCAGCGGCGGCAGCGGGCCGGGGCCGGGGGACGCGGCGCUCCCUGCGAAAGUCCGUACGCGGCGGCGGCGGGCCCGGCGGGCGGCCCGGAGGAGGCGACUGCGCCAUGGACGAGCCGCCCUUCAGCGACGCGGCCCUGGAGCAGGCGCUGGCCGAGCCGUGCGAGCUGGACGCGGCGCUGCUGACCGACAUCGAAGACAUGCUUCAGCUCAUCAACAACCAAGACAGCGACUUCCCGGGCCUGUUCGACCCACCCUAUGCCGGGGGUGGGGCAGGGGGCACAGACCCUGCCAGUCCUGAUGCCAGCUCCCCAGGCAGCUUGUCCCCAUCUCCUGCCACAAUGAGCUCUCCACUGGAUGGAUUCCUGGGGGGACCCAAGGCGACACCUCCACCCUCGUCCCCUCCCCAGCCUGCCCCCACCUCACUGAAGAUGUACCCACCUGGGCCUGCUUUCUCCCCUGGGCCUGGCAUCAAGGAGGAGCCACUGCCGCUGACUAUCCUGCAGCCCCCAACCCCGCAGCCCCUGCCAGGGUCCCUCCUGCCCCAGAGCUUCCCGGCUCCAGCCCCACCACAGUUCAGCUCUGCCCCUGCAUUGGGCUAUCCCGGCCCCACUGGAGGCUUCUCCACAGGGACCCCUCCAGGGAGCACCCCGCAGCCGCUGCCUGGCCUGCCACUGGCUUCCCUGCCAGGGGUCCCGCCCGUCUCCUUGCACACCCAGGUCCAGAAUGCGGCCCCCCAGCCGCUGUUGACAGCCACAGCCAACCCCACAGCAGCCCCCGGAACAACCACUGUGACCUCGCAGAUCCAGCAGGUCCCGGUCCUGCUGCAGCCCCACUUCAUCAAGGCUGACUCUUUGCUUCUGACAACCAUGAAAACAGACAUGGCAACCACUGUGAAGGCGGCGGGUAUCAGCUCCCUGGCCCCUGGCACGGCUGUACAAACGGGGCCCUUGCAGACCCUGGUGAGCGGAGGAACUAUCCUGGCGACGGUACCACUGGUAGUGGACACUGAGAAGCUGCCCAUCAACCGGCUAGCAGCUGGUGGCAAGGCCCUGGGCUCGGCUCAGAACCGUGGUGAGAAGCGGACAGCCCACAACGCCAUUGAGAAGCGCUACCGUUCCUCCAUCAAUGACAAAAUCGUGGAGCUCAAGGACCUGGUGGUGGGCACUGAAGCAAAGCUGAAUAAGUCUGCUGUCUUGCGCAAGGCCAUCGAUUACAUCCGCUUCCUACAACAGAGCAACCAGAAGCUCAAGCAGGAGAACCUGAGUCUCCGCACUGCUGCCCACAAAAGCAAGUCACUGAAGGACCUGGUAUCAGUCUGUGGCGGAGGAGGAAAUACAGACGUGUCCAUGGAGAGCGGGAAGCCUGAGGUGGUGGACACACUUAGCCCGCCACCCUCGGACGCCGGCUCACCGUCUCAGAGCAGCCCCUUGUCCCUGGGAGGCAAGAGCGGUGGCAGUGCCGGCAGUGGCAGUGACUCGGAGCCUGACAGCCCAGUCUUUGAGGAUAGCCAGGUGAAGCCGGAGCAGCUGCUGUCCCCCCACAGCCGGGGUAUGCUGGACCGCUCCCGCCUGGCCCUGUGCACCCUUGUCUUCCUCUGCCUCUCCUGCAACCCCCUGGCCUCCUUGCUGGGCAGCUGGGGUCCCCCCAGCCCCUCGGAUGCCGGCAGCACCUACCAUGGUCCUGGCCGCAAUGUGCUGGGCACCGAGGGCAGAGAUGGCCCUGGCUGGACCCCGUGGCUGCUGCCCCCGCUGAUCUGGCUAACCAAUGGGCUGCUGGUGCUCACCUCCUUGGCGCUUCUCUUCAUCUAUGGAGAGCCGGUCACGCGGCCCCACUCUGGCCCUGCUGUGCGCUUCUGGAGGCAUCGCAAACAGGCUGACCUGGACCUGGCCCGGGGAGACUUUCCUCAAGCUGCACAGCAGCUGUGGCUGGCCCUGCGGGCCCUGGGCCGGCCGCUCCCCACCUCCCACCUGGACCUGGCCUGUAGCCUACUCUGGAACCUCAUCCGCCACCUGCUGCAGCGUCUCUGGGUGGGCCGAUGGCUGGCAGGCCGGGCAGGGGGCCUGCAGAGGGACUGUGCCCUGCAGGCGGACGCCCGCACGAGCGCCCGGGACGCGGCACUCGUCUACCACAAGCUGCACCAGCUGCAUACCAUGGGGAAGUACACAGGCGGGCACCUCACUGCCGCCAAUCUGGCACUGAGUGCCCUCAACCUGGCGGAAUGUGCAGGGGAUGCUGUGUCCGUGGCCACGCUGGCUGAGAUCUAUGUGGCCGCUGCGCUGAGGGUCAAGACCAGUCUCCCGAGGGCCUUGCAUUUUCUGACACGCUUCUUCCUGAGUAGUGCCCGCCAGGCCUGCCUGGCACAGAGCGGGUCGGUGCCUCUUGCCAUGCAGUGGCUAUGCCACCCUGUGGGCCACCGUUUCUUCGUGGAUGGGGACUGGGCCGUGUGCAGUUCCCCAAGGGAGAGCCUGUACAGCUUGGCCGGCAACCCAGUGGACCCCUUGGCCCAGGUGACCCAGCUGUUCCGUGAACAUCUCUUGGAGAGGGCACUGAAUUGUGUGGCUCAGCCCAGUCCCAGCCCUGGAUCAGCUGACGGGGACAGGGAGUUCUCUGAUGCCCUUGGGUACCUACAGCUGCUAAACACCUGUUCUGAUGCUGCCGGGGCUCCUGCUUGCAGCUUCUCCAUCAGCUCCAGCAUGGCCACCACCACUGGUGAGCCCCCAGACCCCUGCCCCGGGGACCCCCGGCUUGGCCCCAGCUCUACACCAAUUCAGCUUGGUGCAGGGUGGCUGAGUUCCUGGGAGCCUCCCCACCUACACCCCUUGCUCCCUGCAGGCACAGACCCCAUGGCCAAGUGGUGGGCCUCACUGACCACCAUGGUGAUCCACUGGCUGCGGCGCGAUGAGGAGGCAGCCGAGCGGCUAUACCCGCUGGUGGAGCACCUGCCCCGUGCCCUGCAGGAGUCUGAGAGACCCUUGCCCCGGGCAGCUCUGCACUCCUUCAAGGCUGCUCGGGCCCUGCUGGGCCGCGGGAAGGCAGAGUCUGGCCCAGCCAGCCUGGCCAUCUGUGAGAAGGCCAGUGGGUACCUGCAGGACAGCCUGGCGACCACACCAGCUGGGAGCUCCAUUGACAAGGCCAUGCAGCUGCUCCUGUGUGACUUGCUCCUGGUGGCACGAACUAGUCUGUGGCGGCGGCAGCAGCCGCCCGCACCCACCCAGGCCUCGCAGGGCCCGGGCACCGGGGCCCAGGCUUCUGCCCUCGAACUGCGUGGCUUCCAGCGGGACCUGAGCGGCCUGAGGCGUCUGGCACAGAGCUUCCGGCCCGCCAUGCGGAGGGUGUUCCUGCACGAGGCCACGGCCCGGCUAAUGGCAGGGGCCAGCCCCACGCGGACGCACCAGCUCCUGGACCGCAGCCUGCGGAGGAGGACAGGCCCCUGCGGCAAAGGCGCAGUGGCCGAGCUGGAGCCACGGCCCACGCGGCGGGAGCACGCCGAGGCCCUGCUGCUGGCCUCCUGCUACUUGCCUCCCGGCUUCCUGUCGGCGCCCGGGCAGCGCGUGGGCAUGCUGGCCGAGGCGGCGCGCACGCUCGAGAAGCUCGGCGAUCGCCGCCUGCUGCACGACUGCCAGCAAAUGCUCAUGCGCCUGGGCGGCGGGACCACGGUCACCUCCAGCUAGAUCCCCGUCCGCGGCCCCGCCGGGCCGGAGCCUCGACGGCCAGAGGCAGCGCUGGAGACCCCGAGUGUCCACGGUGCAGCUACGUACCGCACUGUCUGCGGGGGCAGGGGGGUUGGGAGGCAUAUAGGGGCUUUUGCUGCCUCUUGACCUGGUUCGCCGGAGGGGGCGCGACCCCACCCCCCCACUGCACCCCAACCCGACGAGCGGCGGCCAGCGUGGUGCUGACCUCUGGUGGCCGAUCGGGGGAUUGCAGGGGCUCCUUGCCCUGCAGGCACCAAGUGGCUUUUCCCUCUCCCGCGUCAGGGAGGGGUACAUUUCACUGAGCUGAGGGGGGCCUACUCCAAGGCGCCUCUCUCCCUUCUGGAGAGACUUGUACAUAGUGUAGAUCAGGGUGCACCAGCCUCCUGACCUCUGAGGCUCAAGUGUUACGUUGCCUUUUGCAAACUUUAUUUUCAUAGGUUGAGAAGUUUUGUACAGAGAAUAAAAAAUGAAAUUAUUUAUAA